ACAUUAUUUGACUCACAGGUUCUUUUACCCACAAGUUGUCGUCUUGGAAGAGGAAAGGAAAGAGCUGUCAAAUGCUGUGUGAAUUCAAGAACUCAGUGGACAAUGGAAAAGGUUUCUGACUUGGGGAAUCUGGAUGAAGAGGGAUAUACUCAAUUAGACUUCAGCACUCAAUGCACCACCAGGAAACCUGUGUUCUCUGAGAAAGGAAUUCAUGCAGCACCUCUUCAUUGGCGAUGUAUUGCUGUGAUUUUGGGCAUCCUGUGCUUGGCAUUGCUGGUGAUAGCUGUGGUCCUGGGUACUAUGGCUAUUUGGAGAUCCACUUCAGGGAGAAACCCAUUGGAGAAUGAUGAUUUAUCAUCAAGAAAUAAAGAGACCCACCACCAACCCACUCAGUCAUCUUUAGACAAGAAUGUAACUCCUAUCAAGACUCUUGCAUCCACAGUUCAUUAUAGUUCCUGUCCCCCUAACUGGAUCACAUAUAAGAACAGCUGUUAUUUAUUAGGAACAUCAAUGGAUUCCUGGGAAGGAAGUAAAAGACAAUGUUCUCUACUGGGUUCUAAUCUUCUGAAGAUAGACAACUCAGAAGAAUUGGAAUUUAUAAGAAGACAGGUGUCUCUCCGUCCUCAUCAUUCAUUUUGGAUAGGGCUUUCUCGCUCUCAAACUGAAGGACCAUGGCUUUGGGAAGAUGGUUCGCCUGUUUUCCCUAAUUUGUUUCAAGUACAAAACACAGUUCCCCAGGGCAGCACAUCUCAUUACUGUGUAUGGAUCCAUGUGUCAAUCAUUUAUGAUCAACUUUGUAGUAUUCCAUCAUUUAGAAUUUGUGAGAAGAAGCUGCCAGUGUAAUAGUAUGUUGGGGUUGGCUUGGAAGCUCAGAGAAGUAGGAAGUGGACAGGAAACAAGAGCUAAGAAAAACACCUGAAGGCAAAAUAAGAGCUGAAAGUUUCAGAAGUGUUCAGUUAGCGUUAAUGUCAGUUGAGAAACAGAAAGACUGAGUUGUAUACUCAUCACCUCCACUGACAGGUCUGUAUUAAGUUCUAGUUACUAGGAUUCUGGACAUGGAGUCAAGGCAACUGAGCUCCAGUUUUCAUUCUUCCAUUGAUUUGGCAUUCACCCAGGCUUUGCAACAAAUCCCCGGUGCUUAAGGUUAUCUCAUUUUCUGGUUCUACCAGAAUUGGGUUUUUAUUCUCAAAAAGUGUCACUGAAGUAUACAUGCUGUCUUUCUAUGAUUUGUUCUUCUACUUCUAGAAGUCUAUCAAGAUACCAAAGGCCCCAGCUUAAGGAUCUUGGUUCGACCCCCCACCUCCCCACCUGCAGGGGAGUUGCUUCACAAGCGGUGAAGCAGGUCUGUAGGUGUCUGUCUUUCUCUCCCCCUGUCUUCCCCUCCUCUCUCCAUUUCUCUGUGUUCUAUCUAACAAUGACGACAUCAAUAAAAACAACAAUAAUAACUACAACAACAAUAAAAAAAAACAAGGGCAACAAAAGGGAAAAUAAAUAAAUAUAAAAUUUUUUUAAAAAGAUACCAAAGGCCAAAUGUGUUUCUGAAUAACUUAAUACAGAAUUGAAGAAAAGCCUUUACAACAGGACAGGGGUAGACAGCAUAAUGGUUAUGCAAAGAAACUCUCAUGCCUGAAGCUCCAAAAUUCCAGGUUCAAUUCCCUGUAUACUACCAUAAGCCAGAGCUGAGCAUUGCUCUGUUAAAAAAAAAAAAUUUAAAAAAACUUUAUUUUUUCAUCCAGAUGAACAUAAUUAUGUUCAAAAGACUCAUGCAAAAGCAGCUUGUCUUUUUUUUCAUAGGCCAGGGAAUAUGUCUGCUACAUCUGUAACUAACAGAAUCUUAUAUACUGUGAAAUUUCAGGAAAACUACCCUUACAGAGAAUUUUUCUAAAGGGCCAUAUUAUCAUGUAUAAGGACCCUGGUUCAAGCUCCCAGCUUCCUGCCUGCAGGAGUGGAUUCUUCAAACACAGUGAAACAGGUCUACAGGUCUCUAACCACUUUUCUCCUUCUCUAUCUCCCCCACCUAUCUCAACUCCUCAGUAUCCUAUCAAAUAAAAUUUAAAAAAAAAUGGGGAGAGGGUAGGAAAAUGGCCACCAAGAGCAAUGAGUUCAUAGUGCAGGCACUGAGCCCAAGCAAUAUCUCUGGUGGCAAUAAAAAAGAAAAAUUGAAAGUAUUCUUGAGGUGGUUCAGUGGUAGAACACAUGUGUUGCAUGCAUGAGACUCUGGUUUUGAUGCCCAGCAUAGCAUAAGAUUGUGUGGUGUUACGGGCUCCUUAUCCAGAUAAAUAAUAAUAACACAAAAAGUGAAAUCUGAAAAUAUUUAACUUCAUUUUAUUUAUUUUAGAGAGAGAGAUUGAAGCUUCUUCAGUCCAGUGGGAGAUGAGCUCAAACCUGGGUUGUACAAAUGGCAAAGCAGCGCACAAGUGAACUAUUUCACCAGUUCUGAAAAAUAUUUUAAAUGUCAGUAAUUAAAAAACAUAUAUCUGCUGGAAUUGGGGCAGUAGCACAGCAGGUUAAGUGCAUGUGGCACAAAGCGAAAGGACCAGGAGUAAGGAUCCGGGUUACAGCCACCUGCAGAGGGUCAAUUCGCAAGCUGUGAAGCAUGUCUUCAGGUGUCUGUCUUUCUCUCCCCCUCUGUCUUCCCCUCCUCUCUCCAUUUCUCUCUGUCCUAUCCAACAAUGAACAACAUCAACAAUAACAAUAAUAACCACAAUAAGGCUACAACAAGGGCAACAAAAGUGAGGGGGAAUGGCCUGCAGGAGCAGUGGGUUCAUGGUGCAGGCAAUAACCCUGGAGGCAAAUAUAUAUAUAUUUGCUAAAUAAUCUAAAAAUAAUAAUAUUUAAAGAAUAAUCAAUACUAUCAACAUUUUGGAAUGUGAAACAUGCUUUAUUAUUUUCCUACUUAGCAUUUUCAGUUUUCUCCAAUUCUUUAGUAGUUACUGCAACAAGAUAUUAUUGGAACAUGACUAUGUUUCCUCAUGUGAUGAUCUAUCUCAUUUUUUCAGACUUUCCCACUGGUGCUGUUUUUAUUUCCAGUGGCUAUUUUCACAUUACUUGGCAGGUAUUUAUAAUCUCCCAGUGUUUAUUAGUAUAUGAACAGAAAUUGGGUCAAGUUCACCAAGUUGUUUCUUUCAAAGUCGUUAAUUUUGUGUUAUGUGAAUUUUGCUUUAAUAAAAAAUGCUUAUCAAAUAAA
Messenger RNA from Erinaceus europaeus (western European hedgehog), 3187 nucleotides. It is a transcript of the gene CLEC7A, whose product is annotated as C-type lectin domain containing 7A. The transcript has 6 exons. Gene Ontology annotation, molecular function: (1->3)-beta-D-glucan binding; pattern recognition receptor activity. Gene Ontology annotation, cellular component: cell surface. Lineage: Eukaryota; Metazoa; Chordata; Mammalia; Eulipotyphla; Erinaceidae. The record is from RefSeq and is a predicted model, not a curated record. The coding region runs from base 103 to 843 and encodes 246 amino acids. Gene Ontology annotation, biological process: positive regulation of cytokine production involved in inflammatory response; detection of fungus; positive regulation of phagocytosis.